This is a messenger RNA of Trichoplusia ni (cabbage looper), 4592 nucleotides long. It is a transcript of the gene Pgant9, whose product is annotated as putative polypeptide N-acetylgalactosaminyltransferase 9. Gene Ontology annotation, cellular component: Golgi apparatus. The transcript is spliced from 14 exons. NCBI's taxonomy places the organism in Eukaryota, Metazoa, Arthropoda, Insecta, Lepidoptera, Noctuidae. The record is from RefSeq and is a predicted model, not a curated record. Bases 960 to 2822 code for a protein of 620 amino acids.
AUUUUUACUACCUCACAAUCAUCAAAUAAGAAAACAUUUUAUAUCCAGACUCAAGAUAACUUUCCUUGUCUUUAUUCCUAAGGUUUUGUCGUAAAGGCCUGUUUACAUUAUCUUAUCGUUUUAAAAGAAAAGUGUAAACGCUACCCGCUUUAGUAAGAUCUCACGUGCCUUUCAAAACAUUUAUACAUAUGUUAUCGGAACAUGCUGUUUUCAGCAGCACUAGCACAGAAAUGACCCUCUACCGGACCAAGCAUCAACGUUUACUCACACUUUUACCAAACUCGCCUUGCUUUCUGUACUAAAGCACUCCCCUAAACACUGAGCUAGUGUAAACCGGCCUUAAGGCUCCUGAGUUUUACUUGGAAGUGUAUUCACGAUGUGUCUUUGUUUCAGGUUGGCUCUCUACCUAAUUACACACGUUACGCACCCCGCCGAGGAUUAAAGCUUCAGACGAAGUUAUAGAAACAAGAGAUUUGGAGGGACAGCUUAGCUCUAAUUACGAUACGAAAGAUCUGCAAAUUCUGAAGAAUAUUCGAAGUCAGAAGGAUUUGCGCCGACGAGUAUGGACGAUAAAUCAUGCUCUAUAAGCGAUUGGAAAUGAAACAAAAAACGAGAAAGAAAUUGUUCAAAUACAGAAAAACUGCGGCAACGUUAUAGCCAAAACAUUCACCAAAGUCAUGUGAAGUUAAUGUUGAACAGUAACUGUCAUAUCGAAGAAGCAUAUCUUGUGGCGAUCGUUAAACAAGAAGACAUAUCUUAUUAUUUAUGCUAGUCACCCUUUUGUGAUUAUAGAUAGUGUAAACAUUAUUGCUCAAAUUCUAUAAAGAAAACUAAUUGAUUUAAAAUUCUAGAUAUUAAUGAAGAUAAGGCUAAUAUUGAGGUUUUGAAAAAUGUAUUGAGUGAAUCAAAUAAACAUAGAACUUUAUCGAGUCUGUAUCUUUAAAUAAGUUGUUACGAGAAUGAAGUACAGUAUGUUUUUCCUGCGGAGGCGGACGUUGAUACUAAAGGCUGUGCUCAUACUGACAGCGAUAUGGUUUAUGGUCGCGCUGCUAACUACUAAUGGCGCUUCACGGAACGCCAUUGGUGCUCCGGCGAUGGAGUACGAAGACGCGGAGGCCAAGCCCUUGAAAAUGGCUAAGCCCACAUCCAUCAAGAGAAAAAGCGAAUCCUACGGCAACAAUCUUUCUGAUGUACGAAUGCGGGUCGAUUGGCUCGAUCGGAUUGCGGGGAAGGAAGGUCUCGGCGUGAUUGCUGCCCCGGGAUCGGACAACGCUCCCGGUGAACUUGGCAAACCGGUUGUUCUACCCAAGAAUAUAAGCGAAGACGCUAAGCUUGCUGUUUCAGAGGGUUGGAAAAAGAACGCCUUCAACCAAUACGUCAGUGACCUGAUAUCCAUUAGGAGAAAACUACCGGACCCCAGAGACGAGUGGUGCAAAGCGCCAGGACGGUAUCUUGAAAAGCUGCCCCAAACAUCUGUUGUGAUAUGCUUCCAUAACGAAGCGUGGUCGGUGUUAUUAAGGACCGUACAUUCUGUGCUGGAUAGGUCACCACCCCACUUGAUCAAAGAGAUCAUUCUCGUAGACGAUUUCUCUGAUAUGCCUCACCUGAUGCAACAACUAGACGACUACAUGUCAUCAUUACCUAAGGUCAGAAUAGUAAGAGCCCCCAGACGUGAGGGUCUAAUCAGAGCACGACUCCUCGGGGCCCGAUACGUAACUGCCCCCGUAUUGACGUAUCUCGACAGCCAUUGCGAGUGUACCGAAGGAUGGCUCGAACCAUUACUAGAUAGAAUUGCCCGUAAUAAGACCACGGUUGUGUGCCCUGUAAUUGACGUCAUCGACGACAAUACCCUCGAGUAUCAUUAUAGAGACUCAUCUUCAGUCAAUGUUGGUGGAUUCGACUGGAAUCUCCAGUUCAAUUGGCACCCUGUACCUGCUAAAGAACGAUCAAGGCACCAACAUACCGCGGAGCCUGUCUGGUCUCCGACUAUGGCUGGUGGCUUAUUUGCCAUCGAUAAAGAUUUCUUCGAAAGACUUGGAACUUACGACAGCGGAUUCGACAUUUGGGGCGGUGAAAAUCUAGAACUGUCGUUUAAAACUUGGAUGUGCGGUGGAACUCUCGAAAUAGUUCCGUGUUCGCACGUCGGUCACAUUUUCAGAAAACGUUCGCCGUACAAGUGGCGAACAGGUGUCAACGUACUCAAGAGAAAUUCCGUUCGUUUGGCCGAGGUCUGGCUGGACGAUUAUGCGAAGUAUUAUUACCAACGUGUUGGUAAUGAUAAAGGUGACUACGGGGAUAUUACCAGUCGGAGAGAAUUAAGAGAAAAUUUAGGUUGCAAAUCUUUCGAGUGGUAUUUGAAGAACAUUUAUCCCGAGUUAUUCAUUCCCGGAGAGUCCGUUGCUCAUGGAGAGAUUCGAAACCGAGGCUUCGGAUCAUUCUGUCUCGAUGGAGUGACGGUUGCAGAAAGCGAAAAAGAAGAAACUCUCCCUACAAUCAUGAUUCACAAAUGUCACAAAAGUGGUGGCAAUCAGUACUGGAUGUACUCGAAGAAUGGAGAGAUCCGUCGUGAUGAGACGUGUCUGGACUACUCUGGUCAUGACGUUGUUCUGUACCCGUGCCACGGAGCGAAGGGAAAUCAGCUGUGGCUUUAUGACCCGAACACGAAGUUAUUGAAACACGGUUCGAGCGAGAAGUGCAUGGCGGUAUCGAAAAACAAAGAUAAAAUAGUCAUGGAAUCAUGCAGCGAAUUGGAAAUGAGGCAAAUGUGGAACAUGGAGAACUUUAACCCCGAGAGAUUAAGCCCGGAGUUGAUAGUCGAGUAGCCGGCGGGCUACGACGGACUGCUAUUCAUAUAAAUAGCAAAGACUACAGUAAUGUACCGUGACUGUGACUUAGUGUUAAUUCAAAUGGUUCACUUGUUGUCCGACGCAAUGAACGAUGUAGCUACGUGUACUAAGUAUAGUGGGACGAGAACUAUUCGGUAGACGAUAAGGCUUCACUUGUAAACAAGCUUGUUGUACAUUUUUCAAUUGAUGUUUGAACCCCGACGAAUUCGGCCUAUUGAUGACUGAUGUUUUGAUUUUAGUUUCGCUUGGAUGCCGUUGUUUAGUUCCUACAGAUUUCCGAGUGAUUCGUUAACGUGUGUGGUUUUUAUGGACGGAAAUUUUGCGUUGUCAAGUCAAGAAUUACUGUAAUAUCUAUGGUGCUUGCCUGUUUCUGUAUUGUCAAUAUUUUAACUUUCUACUUUAAAUUGUUAUAGUCAAGCUGCUGUGUCAGUGUUUAUUUUGUUUUUAUUUUCAUUUUCAUUUCUUUGCGUGUGUUAUCUCUUAGUGUUUAAUGGGAAACUUAUCUAAAUUAUACAUAUCUUUAAAUAAGAAUUUUAUUGAUAUUUUCCACUAGAAUGUUUAUUGCCGUCUUUUAUGGUUAUGUAUAAAUUAAUGUUGUAAUAGUAUUCUUUAUCGAGUAUUAACUUAUCGGUUAGAAUUUAGUAUACAAUUGAACUGUACAUAUCUUAAUCUAUGCUUCAAUAUAUUUAUUAUGAUUAUUACUUAAUAAUCUAUGACAGAAAAUGGACGACCUAAAUGUGAGUCAGGGACUGAAAUGAAUAAUGAAAAUUGUAAAUGUGUUAAUGAGAUUGUACCAUACUCUUACCGAAAUUUGGUAAAAUAUAUGUUUUUAUCCCGUAAAAGUUCAGAGAAUGUAUAAACAAAAGAAAUACGCCAAUAAAAUGUAUUUCUUUAACAUUUUCGUCUUUGCCAUAUUUAUAUGGACUGUUAUUUUGCCUUCGAAAUAACUAUAAACGUAUUUUACAAUAUUCUAGACGAAGUGGACGUUUGUGGUGUAAAUAAAAGUUUUAAUUUGUUAGGCCAGCUUUGGAUGUUACGGAAAGGAAAUUCAAUUUAGUUUCCAUGUAAAUUACAUAAAUGUGAUUUCUUUAAAAGAUUUAUUCAGAAAUAGGACUACGUCGUAGAUUGUAUAAAUUUUAGUGAAAUUGUAUAAAUAGUAAAUGAUAGUUUUUAAUGUAUGUUUUAUUGAAUAAGUAAAUAUUUUUGUACUCAUAAGUUACUGAGCGAAUUUAUUUGUUAGUCACGCGUUCUGUAUUAAAUUAUUUUGAUGGUGACUGAAUAGGAAUUUCUUUAAGAUAUUAGACAUUUUUCAAAUAAAGAUACUUUAUUUUAUGCAUACCAUAUUAGUAGAAGUACAUGAAUAUUUUAAACUAUUAUUUGUUUUAUUGUGUAUGUAGAUCUAAACAUUCCAAAAAAAUAACACAAAAGAAUGUGGCUUUCAUUGAAGCUUUUAUCAGUAAUUAUUUAUAACAUUCCAGCCUGUUUACUAUGAACUUUUAACCUAAGGCUACAAUCAUUGUUAAAGCAAGACAGCGAUAGUGACAUGUCAUGCAGUAUAGCGCCGUCUUGCUUGCACAAUGGUAAAACCUUAUUAAAGAGUUCAUAGUACGAGCACAGUUAUUAUCCGUACAAAAGUAUAAAAAAAAUAAGUAAGUAAAAGAUCAUUCUUUAUCUACAGCAUAUAGCCUCGCUGUAUAAUCUAUAGUCUUUGAGACAGUAUUGAAACCCCACAAUGAUUAACAAAAA